CUGACGCAGGAGGCUGCUGGCAGCGCUCCCCUUCACCAGCACUUGGCCUCAGAAAUGCUGCCCGCAGCUGAGGUGCUCGGUGAGUUCAUGCAGCAUUUGCUCUGCGGGGGAAAAAACCAACGGGUAAAGCUGUUGUGUGCCACUUACCCUCCUUAGAUAAGGAACCCCCAGGGGGACUUUGCCCCCCCCCAAGCUUCUCACGCAGUGCGCUUCUCUGCCCCACGCCCGCCAGCAUUUCACAAUCUGCUGGGUCCCAGCCCCAGUUCGGCGGCGCUCCCGGGAGGGUUGGCAGCUUUCGCCACCAGCCGCCACUCCUGCAACGCAGCCCGCAGAGGCGGAGGCGCUGGGCGGAGGGAAGGAGCAGCGCUGCCGGCGGGAAGCAAGUGCUGAGCAGCCAUGGAGAGGAUGCAGCAGGUCGUUGGGCGGGCAAGAGCUGCCUUCAACUCAGGCCGGUGCCGCUCUCUGGAGUUCAGGAUGCAGCAGCUGAAGGCCCUGGAGCGGAUGGUGCAGGAGAAGGAGAAGGAGAUCCUGGCAGCCAUCAAGGCAGAUCUGCACAAGUGUGGGCACAAUGCGUACAGCCAUGAGAUCCUGGGUGUGCUGGGGGAGCUGGCCCUGGCCAUGGACAAGCUGCCAUCCUGGGCAGCCCCUCAGCCUGUGAAGAAGAACCUGCUGACGAUGCGGGACGAGGCUUACAUCUGCCCCGAGCCGCUGGGGGUGGUACUGAUCAUCGGGGCCUGGAACUACCCCUUCGUCCUGGUGAUGCAGCCUUUGGUGGGGGCCAUCGCAGCAGGCAAUGCUGUGGUGGUGAAGCCGUCGGAGAUCAGUGAGAACACGGCUCGGCUGGUGGCUGAUCUCCUCCCCCAGUACCUUGACCGGGAGCUGUACCCCGUGGUCACUGGAGGAGUACCUGAGACAACAGCACUGCUGACCCAGCGAUUUGAUCACAUCCUCUACACCGGCAACUCCACGGUGGGCAAAAUCGUGAUGGCAGCAGCUGCCAAGCACCUGACACCCGUCACCCUGGAGCUGGGUGGGAAGAGCCCCUGCUACAUCGACACGGACUGUGACCUGGCUGUUGCCUGCAGGCGGAUAACAUGGGGGAAGUACAUGAACUGUGGGCAAACAUGCAUCGCCCCAGACUACAUCCUGUGUGACCCGUCCAUCCAGAGCAAGGUGGUGGAGAACAUCAAGGCGACUCUGCAGGAAUUCUACGGGGAAGACGUGAAGUCAUCUCCAGACUACGAAAGGAUCAUCAACAAGCAUCACUUCAAGAGGAUCCUGGGCCUGUUGGAAGGGCAGAAGAUCGCUCACGGGGGAGAGUCUGAUGAGGCCUCCUGCUUCAUAGCCCCGACGAUCCUCACCGACGUUUCUGCAGAGUCAAAGGUGAUGGAGGAGGAAAUCUUUGGACCGGUCCUCCCCAUUGUGACUGUGAAGAGUGUAGAUGAAGCCAUUGAGUUCAUCAACCGCCGGGAGAAGCCCCUCGCCCUCUAUGUCUUCUCCAACAACAAGAAGUUAAUCAAAAGAGUCAUCUCGGAAACCUCCAGUGGGGGGUUUACUGGAAAUGAUGUUAUCAUGCAUUUCUUCCUCUCAACUUUACCCUUUGGUGGUGUCGGUAACAGUGGGAUGGGCGCCUACCACGGCAAGCACAGCUUUGAAACCUUCUCCCACCGCCGCGCCUGCCUGAUCAAGGACCUGAAGAUGGAGGGUACGAACAAACUCCGGUACCCACCUGGCAGCCAGAAGAAGGUGGAUUGGGCCAAGUUCUUCCUCUUGAAGCGGUUUAACAAGACUCGAAUUGGACUGAUCGCCUUGGCCCUGCUGGGGAUCGUGGUAGCGGUGGUGAUCAAGAAUCACCAGUCUGUGCUGAAGAGAAAAGCCCUCAUGAUUGUGCUGGCUGUUCAGAGCCUGGGCUGGCCCAGUGUGUGGUAAGGAGGAGCAGGUUUCAGAGCACUGCUGUGGCUGUCACGGUGAGGUGGCUUGCUGCUGAAGAGAGGAGAAGGCGUCCUGUGCAAGUCAUACUCUGAGUGCUGGCUUUGUGUCUGUUUCCUUAAGCUGAGAAGUCCUUUUUUUUUUCUGCUGUUCUGGGUUAUUUCAGUGAGCUGUCAAGCACACAGAGUAGCCUUAGAGAAACACUAACCAAGAGAAGGCCCAGACUCCUGUUUACUAAAAAGCUGUGCUGAAGUAGAGGGACCAGUGGGUACUAGCUCUCACAGGAGGAGAAUUGCAGAGCAAGAAACCCCAGUCCGUCCCUCCGCCCCACACCGAGCCACACAUACAGUGUCUUGCACCAAACCUUCCUUCAGUGACAACCAGGAGCUGGAGCUUCAGCUGUGAUGGUGUUUUCCCUGCAGGUUUUGGGACAGUCUGUCUUCUGUCGUGCUCCCAAAACCACCCUCUUGGUGACACCUCGGAGACGGGCUGUGCUGGCUGAUGCGUUUUACCAGUAGUGAUGGUUAUGAGUAAACCCAGUGAGGUUCUCCGUGCUGCUUAAUUGAGGUGAAAUAUUACGGAUCUCUGUGAACCAGAGUUGUCUGCAGCUGGUCAGGGGAUGCAGGCUGACAUGCAGCCCCUUUUUGGGGCUCUGAGUUUCAUCAUCUGCCUGUAACAAUUAUUUAGCUGUUAGAAAAUGACAAAGGUGAUGCCUGCAGUGCCUGUAUUUUGCUGAUAAGAGCGUCUUGUUGCUCCUGCAGAACUUCCAGGCCUGCUUAGAGAAGUGGGAAUUCCAAAGUACCCUGUUGUGGGUCAGCCCAGGCGGGCAUCUGAGCCCCACAAAGCGGGACAGGGAAGAGAAUUGGAAGGGUAAAAGUGAGAAAACCUGUAGGUUGAGCUAAUAAUGGGUGAAGUGACAGCUGGGCGUGCAAGCAAGCAAAUGAAGGAACCCACUCACCACUUCCCUCGGCAGGCAGGUGUUCAGCCAUCCCCAGGAAAACCCGACUUCGUCACACGUAACGGUGACUUGGGCAGGUGGACGCCGUCACUCCCCACGUCCUCCCCUGCCUUCCUCUUCUUUCCCCCCUGAGCACAACGUCACGUGGUCUGGAACGUCCCCCUGCUCAGCUGGGGUCAGCUCUCCCGCCUGUGCCCCCUCCCCGCCUCCUGCUGCCCCCAGCCGAGGGGCUGCGGGGGGGUGAGAAUCUCAGAGACCUUGACGCUGUGCGAGCGCUGUCCGGCGACAGCUGAGCCCCGGGUGUGGGACAGACACUGCUUGGGUCACAGAUCCGAAACGCAGCACCAUCCUACUGUGAAAAAACUGAGCAACUCUGAUGAAAAUUAACUCCAUCCCAGCCAAAACCAGUACAAACCCAUUCCUGGUCAGAUUCCUCCAAGGGAAAACAAUUACUGAAAGAGUGUGUACUCUGUUUGAGCUUCUGGGUCUGCUGUAAUCUUGCACUGGGAGAUCAUAUGGGGCUUGUUGUAGCUUGGGGAGAGGAUGUUGGGGAAAUACAUGGUGAAAGGACCUUAGAAAUAUUAACGAAUCAAUAAGGAAAAUUUAAAAAUGAUUAUUCAAUGCAAUUAAUAUAGAACAGAAAAUUAUACUUACUGUGCAAUAGGUGGGAUUUCUUCACGUCUGGUGAAAAAUCCAUGUGCUAAGCCUUUUUAAUGAUAUAUUUUCCAAGUACUAAAUUAAAUACUGAGAAUUUAAAU
This is a messenger RNA of Athene cunicularia (burrowing owl), 3645 nucleotides long. RefSeq names its product aldehyde dehydrogenase 3 family member A2 (gene ALDH3A2). The record is from RefSeq and is a predicted model, not a curated record. Gene Ontology annotation, biological process: aldehyde metabolic process. Gene Ontology annotation, molecular function: aldehyde dehydrogenase (NAD+) activity. Bases 397 to 1929 code for a protein of 510 amino acids. NCBI's taxonomy places the organism in Eukaryota, Metazoa, Chordata, Aves, Strigiformes, Strigidae. Gene Ontology annotation, cellular component: cytoplasm. The transcript is spliced from 12 exons.